GCCCGCCCCCCGGCCCGGACGGCGCGGAGCGGCGCGGAGCGGAGCGCGGUGCGGUGCGGCCGGGGAUGGGGCGCGGCUCCGCGGGACCGCGGCCCCUCCGCGCCCCCCUCUGCUGCCUCCUCGGCCUCCAGCUGGUGCUGGGCGCUGCGCACCCGGACUCCAAAGUCUUCCUCAUCUUCAACACGGGUGCUCAGGGCUGCCUGGAGACCAAGGACUCGCUGGUGCGACUCUCCAAGGGCUGCAACACCAGCACCCCGGCCCAGCAGUGGAAAUGGGUGUCCCGAAACCGCCUCUUCAACGUGGGGGCCAUGCAGUGCCUGGGGGUGUCAUGGCACGGGGCCAACGCCACGGUGGGGCUGCACCCCUUGGCCACCUACGAGUGUGACCGGGAGUCCGUCAACAUGCGCUGGAGCUGCCGCGGGCUCGGGGAGCAGCUCUCACAGCAUCUCAGUGCCCGCCCGGGCAACUCCUCCCUGGAUAGAGGGGACCAGGCACGCGGCUCGCAGUGGAGGACGUAUGGCACCGAGGAGGACCUGUGCUCCGUGCCCUACACUGAGAUUUACACCAUCCAGGGCAACUCGCACGGGAAGCCCUGCACCAUCCCCUUCAAGUACGACAACCAGUGGUUUCACGAGUGCACCAGCACGGGGCGAGAAGAUGGGCAUCUCUGGUGUGCCACCACCCAGGACUACGGCAAGGACGAGCGGUGGGGCUUCUGCCCCAUAAAGAGCAAUGACUGUGAGACGUUCUGGGACAAGGACCACCUCACCAACAGCUGCUACCAGUUCAACUUCCAGUCCACGCUGUCCUGGAGGGAGGCCUGGAAUAGCUGCGAGCAGCAAGGGGCCAACCUGCUGAGCAUCACCGAGAUCCAUGAGCAGACUUACAUCAAUGGGCUGCUGACUGGGUACAGCUCCACGCUCUGGAUUGGGCUCAAUGACCUGGACAUCAAUGGAGGCUGGCAGUGGUCAGACAAUUCACCCCUCAAGUACCUCAACUGGGAGAGUGACCAGCCCGACAACCCCAGUGAGGAGAACUGCGGCGUCAUCCGCACCGAGUCCUCCGGGGGGUGGCAGAACCGUGACUGCGGCAUCGCUCUCCCCUAUGUCUGCAAGAAGAAGCCCAACGCCACCGUGGACCCGUUCCUGACGGACUCGUGGUCAGAGGUGAAGGUGGACUGUGAGCCCAGCUGGCAGCCCUUCCAGUCCAACUGCUACCGGCUGGUGGGAGAGAAGAAGAGCUGGCAGGAGGCAAAGAAGACCUGCCUGCGGAGCGGGGGGGACCUGGUCAGCAUCCACACCCUCUCCGAGCUGGAGUUUGUCACCAAGCAGGUCAAGCAAGAUGUGGAGGAGCUCUGGAUUGGCCUGAAUGACCUCAAGCUGCAGAUGAACUUCGAGUGGUCGGAUGGGACCCCUGUGCGGUUCACAUACUGGCAUCCCUUCGAGCCCAACAACUUCCGUGACAGCCUGGAGGACUGUGUGACCAUCUGGGGACCGGAGGGGAGGUGGAAUGACAGCCCAUGCAACCAGACCCUACCAUCUAUCUGCAAAAAGCCCGGGAGGGUGAGCCAGGAGAAGGAGGAGGAUGACCACGGGUGCCGGAAGGGCUGGAAGUGGCACAGCCCCUCCUGCUUCUGGCUGGGUGAGGACCGUGUCCCCUACAGUGAUGCCCGCAGGACGUGCUCUGACUACGGCUCCACGCUGGUCACCAUCACCAACAGGUUCGAGCAGGCAUACGUCAGCAGCCUCAUCUAUGGCUGGGAUGGGGAAUACUUCUGGACAGCGCUGCAGGACAUCAAUGAGACGGGUGCUUUCCGCUGGCUGAGCGGCGACGAGGUCAUGUACACCCACUGGAACCGCGACCAGCCCGGUUACAACAAGGGUGGCUGCGUGGCCCUGGCCACCGGCAGCUCCAUGGGGCUGUGGGAGGUGAAGAACUGCAGCACCUUCAAGGCCAAGUACAUCUGCCGGCAGAACCUGGGCACCCCGGUGAACCCUGAGCUGCCCGGGCCGUACCCCACACCCAGCCUCACCGCUGCCUGUCCUGCGGGAUGGAGCUCCGACUCCAAGCUCCGGCACUGCUACAAGGUGUUCAACUACGAGAAGCUGCAGGAGAAGAAGACGUGGAUCGCAGCACAGGAGUUCUGCCGGGAGCUGGGGGCCCAGCUGCUCAGCCUGGGCAGCUACGAGGAGGAGCACUUCGUCGCCAACACCCUCAACAAGAUCUUUGGGGAGUCGGAGCCGGAGCUCCAUGAGCAGCACUGGUUCUGGAUUGGCCUGAACCGGCGGGACCCUGCAGGGGACAGGAGCUGGCGGUGGAGCGAUGGGCUGGGGUUUUUCUACCACAACUUUGACCGCAGUAACUACGAUGACGAUGGCAUCCGGAGCUGCGCGGUGCUGGACCUGGCCUCCCUGCAGUGGAUGCCGAUGCAGUGUGAAGCUCAGCUGGACUGGAUCUGCAAACUGCCCAAAGGUGUCGAUGUGAAGGAGCCAGAGAUCACAACCCAAGGCAGCAAAGAGUGGGUGAAGUACCAGGAGGCUGAGUACAAGUUCUUUGAGCAUCACUCGACAUGGGUGCAGGCACAGCGCAUCUGCAGCUGGUUCCAGGCAGAGCUGGCAUCAGUGCACAGUGAGGCUGAGCUGCGCUUCCUGGGCCAGAACCUCAAGAAGUUCUCCAGGGGCCAGGAGCAGCACUGGUGGAUCGGGCUGCACACCUAUGAGAGCGAUGGGAGGUUCAAGUGGUCCGAUGGGUCCUUGCUCAACUUUGUCUCCUGGGCACCAGGCAAGCCCCGGCCCAUCAACAAGGACAAGAAGUGCGUUUACAUGACAGCGAGCAGAGAGGACUGGGGGGACCAGAAGUGCAUGACAGCGCUGCCCUACAUCUGCAAGCGGAGCAAUGGGACGAUGGCAAAGCCUUCCAUCCCACCACCGCCUGCUCCUUCAAGUGGGGGCUGUCCCCGUGGCUGGCUUCCCUUCCUCAGCAAGUGCUUCAGCUUCAAUGGCCAUGACAAAGCUGAGAUAGUGAAGUGGCCAGAGGCGAAGCAGGCGUGCGAGAGCCAGGGCGCUGUCCUGGCCACCAUUGCCAGCCCCUUGGAGCAGGCUUUCAUCACAUCCAUGCUGCCCAACAUCUCCUUCGACCUCUGGAUCGGCCUCCACGAUGCCCAGAGGGAGUUCCAGUGGGUGGUGGGUGAGCCGCUGCAGCACGUGAGCUGGGCACCCGGAGAGCCCUCAGGAUGCAGUGCCUCCAGCCCCCGUGACAAGCCAACCAACUGUGUGGUGGUGUGGCAUGGCUCCCCCCCACACUUCACAGGACGCUGGGAUGACCGGAGCUGCACGGAGGAGAAGCACGGCUACAUCUGCCAGCAGAGCAUAGACCCGUCCCUGAGCCCCCCGCGGACGCUGUACCCCCCCUCGCCCACCGGCACCCUCUUUUACCACAACAGCACUUACCGCAUCCUGCAGAAGCCCCUCAGGUGGCACGAGGCGCUGCUGCUCUGCGAGACCCUCAACGCCACCCUGGCCACCAUCCCCGACCCCUACAGCCAGGCGUUCCUCACCCAGGCCGUCAGCAGCCUGCGUGCUCCGCUCUGGAUCGGCUUGGCCAACGAUGAGGGAGGCCGGAGCUACUCUUGGCUGACGGAGGAGAACCUCUUCUAUGCCAACUGGCAGGAUGGGGAGCCCAAGCAAGUCUCCGGCUGCUCCUACAUGGAUGUGGAUGGGACCUGGCGCACGGCCGGCUGCGACACCAAGCUCCAGGGUGGCAUCUGCCAACUCCAAGCAGGUGUCCCCCGCACACACAAGUGGAGCUACAGUGGCAGCUGUCCCAGAUCACUGGAGGACUCAUCCUGGAUCCCCUUCCGGGACCACUGCUACACCUUCCACAUGGAGAUCACUCUGGGGCAGAAGGACGCCAUGAAGAGGUGCCAGAAAGUUGGCGGCACAGUGUUGUCCAUCCAGGAUGAGAUGGAGAACGUCUUUGUGUGGGAGCAUCUCCAGGCGUACGAGGGUCCAUCCAAGGGUGCCUGGCUGGGCAUGACUUUCAACCCCAAAGGUGGCACCUUGGUCUGGCAUGACAACACCGCCGUCAACUACUCCAACUGGGGCCAGCACGACACGGGGCCCAGCAUGCUCAGCCAGAACAGUUGCUACUGGAUCCAGAGCAGCAACGGCGUGUGGCGCCUGGGCUCCUGCACCAACGUCACCAUGGGGGUCAUCUGCAAGAUCCCCAGAGUGGAGGAGAGCAGCUUUUCCAGGGCAGCGCUGCCGGAGAACACCGCGGCCGUGGCGGUGGUGGUGCUGUCGGCGCUGGCGCUGUGCGCCGUGCUGGCGGUCGCCGUGUACCUCUACAAGCGGCGGCGGAGCGCGGAGCGCGGCGCCUUCGAGAGCGCCCGGUACAGCCGCACCACGUCCAACCCCAGCGAGGCGGCCGAGAAGAACAUCCUGGUGUCCGACAUGGAGAUGAACGAGCAGCAGGACUAACGGGCACGCUGGGGACGGGGACCUGGGGAGGGGGGGGGACGCAGAGCAUCAAACACUAUCCCCAUGGCGCGGGUUGGGGUUGGGGUCUGGCCUGGAGCUGGGGUCCCUCCUGCCCCGCGGGUCGCUGCUGCCAUCUCCAGGCUGGUCCCCAGCUGCCCACAGGAGGCAGUUUCAGGGCUAAAAAGCUUUCCGAUGGCAUGGACAGGCUCCGAGGUGCCUUCCCCUCAGGAGAAGGCAAGUGUGGGUGUUCAGGGUCUUGCGGUGGGCUUGUUCCCCCUGGAGCUGGUGCCCGAGAAGGCAUCCUCCUGGGCAAGAGGUCCCUAAAGCCGAUCUACCUCCCCUCUGCACACAGCGAGGGCCCUGCCAGCCCCUGUCCCUGCCACCGUGCUACUCCUCUCCCCCUGCUCAGCCUCAUGCCCCACCUCCAGCAGAAAGAGACACGGAGAUGCCGAUUCGAGUGUGGACCCUGCCAGCAUCACUGAUGGGAUCCUCUCUCUUCCCUGGCGCAUGCUGGGGGCUGCAGCCAGAGCCUGCCCUCCUUUCUGUUUCCUUUGGGAGGGGUGGGAGAGGGGGAUGUCCCAAAUAACCAUACGGGAGCAAACUGCUGGCCAGGCUCCUCUCCAUUGGGAGCAUCCCAGGCUCCGCGGGAGGAGCUGGGUGCUGCGGCAGGGCCCCCAUCUGUCCCUUGCCAGGCAGGGGUGCGUGGUGCUGGGGUCACUGGUUGCCUUGUCCGGGCCGGAAGGAUGAGUAUCAGGGCUGUAGGGUGGGGAGAAGUUUGGAAGUUUUGGUGGUUGUUUUGGAAGUUGGGUGUUCCUCUGUUUUUUAAGGAAACGACAGCUUUUGUUGCUAUGCUGUAUUGAGUGCGUGCUGAAUAUAUACGUUCUUUCACACAGCUGGCUGGGGUGUUUGUGGCUGCCUGGUUUACGUGUAGGGUGUAGAGGAGGAGGAAGGUGAUGCAGGGCUUUGACCUGUGCAGGCAGGAGCGGGUACCCCGGGGCUGAGCCAUCCUCCAUCAGCUGCCUGCAGCAGCAGCAUCCCUGGUGCUAGGGUCAGACAGAAGAUGUGGCCAGUGAGAGACGUUUGGUUCCCUGCUGGGAAUGGGACCCAAGGAGCCCCUUCAGGCUCCAAAGUGGGGUGGCACAGCCCUUAAAGAGAUGUGGCAUUUAGCCCUCUGCCUCCGAGGUUCGAGCUGGGGUUUUUGUUGUGAGGACAACAGGAACUGCCUCGUUGUUGUUGCUCUCCUUUUUGCCAUCUGUGUGGGUUUUCAAAUCUGUUGAUUUCACUUAAGCUGGACAUUAAGUGUUUAACUGUUGGGGGGUGGGAUGGGGGGAACAAGGGAUCAUUGGGGUUUUGUUUACUUUUUGGGCAAUGUCCAAAAGCAGCCACGAUGUUUCAGGGCGAGCAGGAAUCUGGAGCUGCCCCAGCUCCAUUUCUCUGUCUUGGCUUUCUCUGCAUUUAUUUCCUGAGGUCCUUUCUGGUUGGGAGCUGUUGGUUUUGUCCACAGGCCCAUGGUUUCCUGAUGUGGGUGGCAGAUCCUGAGCAGCCGAGUGUGAAUCCCUCCUCAUCCCCAGCGGGUGUGGAUGUAGACAGCAGCCAGUCCCUGCAGGAGGGAUGCCAAGGUGGAAGCAGUGCUGCUGGUGGGGAUGGAGAGCUGGGAUGAACUCCUCCUGGAUGAGCAGAGCCGUUGGGAAGUGCUGAAGAAUAAAGGUUGAGGAUUGGAUUGGUGGGAAGGAGAGGGCAAGGAGUGGUGCUGAGCUUGAGGGGUGCAGCUGGGCAGCGCUGGAGCUUGUUUGGAGAAGGACGUGAGACCCUGGGAAGGUGGGAAUGGCUGGGAUGGGAUGAGUUACUGAGAGGUGUGGAGUGCUGGGGUUAGGCACAAGAUCCCAUAGAGGCAUCACACCUGGCUUUCACAGAGCCCCGCUUGGGAACACCGCGUUCAAGAGAGUUGCUCUUUUUCCUCCUUGAUGAAUUUGUUCUCUUUCUUCCUCCUUUGCUUCCAAGAGAAGGAAUCUCUACAGUCCAGGGGAGAUGUAUGGGAAGAGGUUCAUCAGCUGUCGGCAGUGAUCAGGAUUCCAGGAAAAACACAUAUAUGGUUACGUGGUAUUUCCUAUCACCAUUAGAAUAAUGUGAAGAAUUGCUUAAAAGGACCCUGUCAAUUAUAUAUAUAUAUAAUAUAUAUAUAUAGUUUUGCAUUUUUUUAACUCUCUGUGGUUUGUAAGAUCCUUUUAGAAGCUUGGAAAUAAAAUUUCCUUCCCCA
This is a messenger RNA of Pezoporus occidentalis (night parrot), 6735 nucleotides long. RefSeq names its product mannose receptor C type 2 (gene MRC2). The transcript has 30 exons. The coding region runs from base 66 to 4478 and encodes 1470 amino acids. NCBI's taxonomy places the organism in Eukaryota, Metazoa, Chordata, Aves, Psittaciformes, Psittacidae. Gene Ontology annotation, molecular function: signaling receptor activity. The record is from RefSeq and is a predicted model, not a curated record.